AUGGCUGGCGCACAAGAAAAAUGGUAUUUUACAAAAGUGCAACUACAGAAUUCGCCAAGCAGAAAAUGCGGUUUAGAUGCAGAUAAAGAGUUAGCAUAUAGGCAGCAGGCCGCUAAUCUCAUACAGGAUAUGGGCCAACGGCUUCAGGUAUCACAAUUAUGUAUAAACACUGCUAUAGUGUACAUGCAUCGGUUCUACGCGUUCCACUCCUUCACGCAGUUCCACAGGAACGCUAUAGCUGCCGCUGCUCUCUUCCUCGCUGCAAAGGUGGAGGAACAGCCGAGGAAAUUGGAAUAUGUAAUAAAAGUGGCUCAUGUGUGCCUGCACCGAGGUGAGAGUGUGAACGCUCUCACUCCGGAGCAAUAUCAGGAACAGGCGCAGGAUCUAGUGUUCAACGAGAAUGUACUUCUGCAAACGUUAGGUUUCGAUGUGGCUAUCGACCACCCGCACACGCACGUGGUACGAACCUGCCACCUUGUUAAAGCUCCCAAAGACUUGGCGCAGACUUCGUAUUUCAUGGCGUCAAACAGUCUCCACUUGACUACAAUGUGUCUCCAAUACAGACCUACUAUUGUCGCCUGUUUUUGCAUACAUCUUGCAUCUAAGUGGAGCAAUUGGGCGAUACCUCAAUCUAACGAGGGUCGUCACUGGUUCUCAUAUGUGGAUAGGGAUGUCACUACCGAAAUGUUGGAACGCCUUACUUCGGAGUUCCUACACAUAUUCGACAAAUGUCCGUCUAGAUUGAAACGAAAGAUGAUGACUAUGUCGAACAGUGGUAGUUCACCUCACGCUGGAUCCAGUUUUGAUAAGAAGCACUCGCUGGCCAACAGUGAUGAGAUAGACAAGUCGUUUGAUAAAGAAUACGAAAGGGAGAGGCGUCGACAACAAGCGCCCGGCGGAUACGUGCCCGCUACCGCACCACAAGCAGCGCAGCCGCAAAAGAUAGACUUCAAUUUGUACAGAGAGAAGAGAGAAAGAGAGGAAAGAGAACGGCGAGAGGAUAGAGAGAGACGGCAGCAGGCCUUGCAACAGAGACCGGCGCCACAAAACAGACCCAACAACAACCCCCCGCCACACAACAGACCGCCCCACAAACCCCCACAUCCGUGGCCACACAAACCACCUCACAACAAACCGCCCGACCGACAUCGCCAGAUCCCAUCCACCUCCCAUCCCAUCAACCCGACACCCAACCCUCCAGUACACACGGAAGUAAGGACGCGGCCGCCGUCAUUAUUCUCGCCAGAGAACGCCACGACGCCGACCGCGGCUGCCGCGGCGCCACGACGCAGCAACCCUCCCCAGAGACCUAGACCCGAACCGCGGCCUAGUGUCAGCGCCGCGCAACCACCCAACGUGCCUAAUAUACCGCAUAUACCUCAACCUGUGCCUCAGGAAAAACCAAUCAGUCCUCACAAAAAGAGGCCCGAUCCCACCGCCGUAGUAAGAGACAUGCAACCACCGGCCAUACUGUCGCCGUUCUCGUCGCCUAGAGAAAAACAAAGGCCGAGAUUAAAUUCAAAUUCGGAGCCAGAGCUGGUACCGGUGGUUAAGAAAAUAGAUGAAACGCCCGGCUACGAAAACGUUGUAAGGGAAUCGCAGCGCGGUAACGCUGUCAAAACGCGAGCUCCCGAUAGAAAACCCGAAGCGAGGGCCUUGAAUGGCAUAGAAACUGAUCCUACGUUGGUGUCGAAUUUACUCAAAGAGAGCUUAGCCAAGCCGGCUCCGAUCACUGUGGCGACGGAGAAGAAGUCGCCCGUUGAGAAGAAGGAACCUGUGGAAGUCCCACAACCCAACCCCAUAGAACACCACCACUCUCACCCACAACCUCACGCACAUACACACCCACAGCCUCAUCAUCAGUCACACCCUCAACCACAUCCACACCCUCAGCAGACACCCACAGACGACGGCGACCACAAACACAAGAAAGACAAGAAAAAGAAAGAGAAACACAAACACAAAGACCGGGACAAGUCCAAGGAUGAGAGAAAGAAACACAAGAAAGAUAAAGACAAAGAGAAAGAUAAAGAAAAGAAAGAACAACCGCCGCCAGCGCCGGAGACGGACGGCACGCUAAGGAUAACGAUACCCAGGGAAAAGCUGUCGUCUAGUCCAGGGCUCAAGAUCAAGAUACCAAAGGAGCGACUGGCGGCGCCUCCUCCACCGCCCAGCGGCCUCAAGAUCAAGAUCUCCAAGGAAGUGCUGGAGACAUCAAGGAAGCGGGCCGCGGGCAUGCCGGAGGCCCCGCCGCAUAAGCUGCCGCGACACGACCCCCAUAAGGUGGACGCCAACGGGCACGGCGGCAAGUGACAGCGCAUCGUGUGUCGACGUUCCCCGCCAACCGACCUCCUUGCGUCACCGCCAACGCAUUUGACAGCUUUGGAAUUUGACAUUACACUUUUUUAAUUUUGACGUAUGACGUAACGUCGCCCCCAACCCGGUCAGCUGGGACGUUCCGCCCGACCGUGUUCCAUAUUUGAAUUUUGAAUGAUUGUAUCGCUGAGCUCGCGGCUCUUUGUUUCGAAUUUUGAUUAUUUGAAAAGUCAUUAUGCGUUUUUUUUUAUAUUAAUCGUCGAUCACCGUUCGAUGUCUAAUUCCAAAGUAGGUUACAGUGGUGGAUAAUUAAGGUUACGGUCGUGGUUUGGUUCACCGAUCUUUAAAUGUUUUAUUAAUCGGUUGUAUCGGUUAACCAGAACACCGCUUUAUCAUGCCUGGGCGUUUAAGUGAUGCCAACUGUCAAACUCAUUACUGAAUGUUGGUAUGAGUCCACCCUAUGUAAAUACUGGGAGUGCUGCCAGCUCUUUGUAUAUAUACAGUCCAAAUUAGCCAAACGACUGAUACAUUGAACCGCUUUGUAUUUUUUUGUUUCAUUUCUUGUAUACUUUGCUCUAACAGAAAUGUGGCUCUGAUUGUGAAUAGACAUUUUUUUUUAAUAGUUAAAUGAGAUUAUAUUGUGGUUAGUGUAGAAAAGAAUCUAGAAUGCGAUCGGCCUGUUCAAAAUUACCUCAUCUCUCCGCCGGCAACAUUCUAAUGAUUAUUUUUUUUACACUAAUCGCAAAUGGCGCCAUGUUUGUGCAUCAUACCAUAACUUAGGAUAUAUAUUUUUUUAUAAAUCCAUUAUUGUUAGAGUAAAGUGUGUAACAUUAGUUCUAAUACACGGAAAAGAAUCAGUGAUAACAUUAAAAAGAGUUCCUCGUUAAAUGCUUUUAUAAUACAUAUAUCCCUUAUAUGAAGACUAUCGGAUAAACUAACAGUACUAAACUCGCUUAUAGUUACGGAACACAAGCAAAACCUCUUUGGCGUUAACGCAAACAAACGCGCGUGUUUAUUAAAAAAAAAAAAAAAAAACUACAUACAAAUUAACCAAGGAGGUUUUGCAUGAAUCCUUAAAAAGCGUAAACACGUAAUCGAUUUAUUAAUAACUGGAAAUGCCUUAAUCCCAUUAUUUAUAGCACAAUUCACUUAUACUCGUUAUAACAAUAAGUAAGCCUUAAUAUAACCAAGCCUGGCGCCAGGUGGCGAGCCAUCUGCAGUAACGGGAAAUACGCAUCCAACAAAGAGAUCGGAUAAAAUGUAAUCGUUGUGAUAAAAAUAUUUAAAUACAAAAAAAAAAAUAUUAAUGUAGUAAUCGAAUUUUUUUUUUAAAUAUAAUUAAGGGUUUACUUUAAGUCACACUGAAACUAGGUGACUGUUAUAUAGGGGGCCGGCUUUGCAUAUUUUUUUCACGUCUCUGGCUGGCCCAAGACUAAAUUGGUAUAGUUUUUUUUUUUUUUUAUAUUAGUGGCUGUAAACUAUGACUGAUGAACGAUUUUAGCGCGCAUUCGAUUCCAUUCGUUCUUUGCGAGUGAACGGAACCGAAUGUGCGCCGGAAUGACUCAUUGGUGUACGGAUUCAUUCAAGUGCGAACAGGAACGAAUGAUUCCUCACCAGCCAAUGCGAUCCCGAGUACGGGCGAGUGAAUGGCGAUUUAGUUUAUUAUUUGUGACGAUUCUUAUGAUGCCGACGAUUUAAAUUAGGAUAAGUACAUUAUGAUAACGGAAAAAAAAUGAAAAAAAAAAUAUUAUGACGUUUACUAGCGACGAACAAAAGUUUUGAAAAAAGUAUCCGCUUUACAGACAUAGUUAGACAAUUUGAUGGCGCGUGACGAACAGACGCGACGUUGAUUUAUAUAUGGACAUAUAUAAGGCAUUUUUUUAUUAUUAUUAAUAUUCUAACUGACGAAUAAAUAACGUACGCGUCUCUCCGGACGUCCUCAGGAAGACUCCAGAUAUUAGGUUUCAAAGAAAUUAAUUUAAGUAACGAUAGCUAUUAUUUAAGAUUGUAAAUUUGUAUAAAAAUCUGUAGCUCCGUUUGAUCAAAGAGGUUUCCAUCUAAACAAGCGACGGUCCAUGUUCUUAACGAUGUGAUACGGGAGUGCGCCGCGGGUUUGUCUGUGUUGACCAAAUAAUAUUAUAUGUACGCUGAAAAGUAUUAUCAAAUUAAAUAUAUAUAUAUAUAUGAAUAUAUAUAUUAAUGAUUAUUUUUGCGGUUCAUCGACCGAAGUAUUCGGUUUAAAAUAAUUUUCUAUAGAUUUUUUUUUUUUUUAAAUAUCGUUUUGAAAUUACCCGGUCUGGUUGGUUUUAAAAUGAAUACUUUGGUACUGUCGUUGAAGCUGUUAGUCUAAUGAGAUCCCUUAUUGAAAAUAAACAAAACGAAAUCGUUUUUUACAACAUG
Danaus plexippus (monarch butterfly) is the source of this 4716-nucleotide messenger RNA. RefSeq names its product cyclin-T (gene CycT). The record is from RefSeq and is a predicted model, not a curated record. Gene Ontology annotation, molecular function: cyclin-dependent protein serine/threonine kinase activator activity. Gene Ontology annotation, cellular component: cyclin/CDK positive transcription elongation factor complex; nucleus. Gene Ontology annotation, biological process: regulation of transcription by RNA polymerase II; positive regulation of DNA-templated transcription, elongation. Lineage: Eukaryota; Metazoa; Arthropoda; Insecta; Lepidoptera; Nymphalidae. The transcript has 9 exons. Bases 1 to 2313 code for a protein of 770 amino acids.